AUGUCUGACCUUUGCCCCGUCUACGCCCCCUUCUUCGGCGCCAUGGGCUGCACGAGCGCCAUCGUGUUCACAUGUAUCGGUGCUAGUUACGGAACGGCGAAGUCAGGCGUCGGCAUCUCCGCCAUGUCCGUCCUGCGUCCCGACCUCAUGAUGAAGUGUGUCGUCCCGGUUAUCAUGGCUGGUAUCAUUGCUAUCUACGGCCUCGUCGUCUCCGUCCUCAUUUCCGGUUCGCUGGCCGUUCAAAUGCCCCUCUUCGCCGGCUUCAUCCAGCUUGGUGCCGGUCUCUCCGUCGGUCUGGCCGGUCUGGCCGCUGGCUUUGCGAUCGGUAUCGUCGGUGACGCGGGCGUUCGGGGCACUGCGCAACAGCCAAGGCUCUUCGUCGGCAUGAUUCUUAUCCUCAUUUUCGCCGAAGUCUUGGGUCUUUACGGCCUCAUCGUCGCCCUCAUCAUGAACGGCGCGGCGACAUCCGCCAUCAGCGAGAACCUGUGUUAA
Molecule: messenger RNA, 492 nt
Organism: Punctularia strigosozonata HHB-11173 SS5
Lineage: Eukaryota; Fungi; Basidiomycota; Agaricomycetes; Corticiales; Punctulariaceae
Product: vacuolar ATP synthase
Exons: 6
Coding region: 1-492 (163 amino acids)
Biological process (GO): proton transmembrane transport
Cellular component (GO): proton-transporting V-type ATPase, V0 domain
Molecular function (GO): proton-transporting ATPase activity, rotational mechanism
Source: RefSeq, a predicted model, not a curated record